Molecule: messenger RNA, 2228 nt
Organism: Hyla sarda
Lineage: Eukaryota; Metazoa; Chordata; Amphibia; Anura; Hylidae
Gene: SAMD7
Product: sterile alpha motif domain containing 7
Exons: 9
Coding region: 52-1668 (538 amino acids)
Molecular function (GO): protein binding
Source: RefSeq, a predicted model, not a curated record
UGUGUCCUUACUGAGUUGAUCUAGAGGAAGGCAAAAAAAACAAAAAACCUUAUGAGGCUGAUACCAAUUGCCCCAUAUGACAUAUCUAAAGAAAUGUCGAUGAUCAGUGACCAGGAAGGAAAACAUCUCUAUCAGUUCACAGGCUGCAUACCCACAGCAGAACUACGACAAAAGCAAGAGAUUAUGAUGAGAAAUCAGAUGAUGUCUGUCAACCCUCAAGUUGUUGUGCCAGUCCAGCAAAGGAUGCCAGUUAUACCAACACAAUUUGACUCCCGACUCUUAGACAGAGGAGAAAUAUUACCCUCAAAUGAUCUGAUCAUUCCCAAUGACACAAGACAAAUGCAUUUGGCCUCCCACUUUGGAUCAUCGGUUCCUAGUCAUUCAAGUGUCAUGUCCAACAGACCUUUCUCUACCCCAGGAUACAGUAACUUCUUACAUACAGAACCUUUGGACUUUGUGGCCAGGAGACAGGAACUGUUACAUAAACAAAGUUUAAACAGGAUGGAUAUGGAAAUCAAUGCAAUGUAUCACCAAAGGGAGAUGGAAAAGUCUCAUAGAAAAAGUUUAAUCGAUAUGGACACACCAUUUCUCUACCAUGGAAUGCAAUCCAACCCAGUAGCCUUCAGAGGUCGGCAGAUGUGUCCAGAAAGCCAGCUUCCCUCAGAUCUGUUUGUCCAUCGCAAUGCCUUGGACAUCCUUCAUGGUAGCACAAUUUUAAAGACCAGUCCAUACACUCCCAUAAAUAGCUUGCAAAGAGAAAGAUCACGCAGACCAGGUAGAAGAGCUGGCAAUCCAAAAAUUCCAGAGAGCAACAUGGGUGUGCCCAAGAUUCCAGCAGAAAAUAAACCACAGUCUUCACCUUCUGCUACUGAAGAGGAAAAAGAGGAGAAAAAAGAAGAGGAUACAGAGGCAUUUAACAGAUGUGACCAAGGAAAAGUAAAUACUGAAUCUGCAACAGACAAGACUGUAAUGGAAACCCAAGACAACCCAGAGAAGACAAGUAAUCCAAUACCUUCUAUGUCCAAUAGAAGCAGGACUGGGACCGACAAGGAACUUACCAAUCCAGAACCGGCAUUUGAAGACAGAUACAUUUACCAGUCUCCAGUUCACCUCUCAACAAGUCCAUUCAGUUUUCCAGUAACUAUGAAUCCUUCACUUCUUCCAGGAGCACAUAGCCUCUUUCUGAAUAGAGAAGAGAUCCCCACUCUUCAGGAUAUCCGUAAAUGGUCUUCUCAGGAUGUCUAUAACUUUGUGUCCAGCAUGCCAGGCUGUUCUACUUAUGCACAGGUUUUUAAAGACCAUGAUAUUGAUGGAGUAACUCUCCCUUUACUGACUGAGGAUCAUCUCUUGGACACAAUGGGGCUGAAGCUUGGACCUGCAUUAAAAAUCCGUGCACAGAUCUGCUGCCGCUUGGGUAACAUAUUUCACAUGACAAGCUUACCGAUACCAGGUCCUGUGUCAUCGGCAGCUCCGGUGCCUCCAGAUCAACCACCUGAAGUGAUAUCUCCUACUACAUGCAGCAACAGUAAUACAACUGCACCUAGUCCAUGUGCUCAUGAUUCUGACACUUUAAGAGCCACAGAUAUCUCAGCUACUGAAAAUAAAGAGAAUCCAAGUGAUUUGUCUUUGGCACAAACUGAUUUUCCGGUGAAUUUACUGAAAGUGUAAUAAUUGUAUGCUGUAACUAUAGAACUUUCAUAUAAAUCUGAGAUAAUGCUAAACUCCACAGAAUACUCUUACAGUAGUAUACACCUUUUUUGGGGUUGCUGGGCAGUCCAGUAGUCUAUAGAAGUUAUGACGGCGUAUGGUGGGUAAAUUUGAGGAUUCAGGAAUGUUUUCUUUUAUUUAUUUUUUUUUUAUUUUUUUUACUGCAUCAGUUUUGGCAUUGAUGUCUCUUGGUGAUUACCUAUAUUGUGUGCUGAUUAGUUUGACAUUUCACAAACACAUUUUUAGUCACAAUGGGUGUAUUAAAAUAUUUUCUCACCCAUGUUUGUUUAAUAAACAUUUAUUGAAAAAGUAUUAUUUAAAAGUAUCUUGUUCUUUUAACUCAGUAGGUAUAAUAUCCUUACAAUAUUAACAGUUAUACACAUCAAUACAUUUAGUGCAUUUUAUGAAUCUUCUUAACUAAACCCUAUUCUGGUGAGGUACAAAAUAUUUCUAAAAUACAAGAAAUUCCAAACAGAACAUGUACAAUAAGCCAGUUUUUUUUGUUGUUGUUGCCGUGGAUU